AUGAGUUCUACAAAAACUAUCGAAGAUUACAAAAGAGAUGUGGUGCAACUGAAAGGGAUGAUUAACAAGCUCUCUGAAAAACAAAAAGAGUUGCUUAAAAAAUAUGAUAAUCUAAAAUCAUAAGUUGAAUCAUAAACAAAAGAUAGUGAAAUGACUUAAAUUGUCAAGAUGAUUUAGGGCACAACCAAAAUUCAAAAAGUCUGGAGAGGUUAUAGAACUCGUGCUAAUUUUUUAAAGAAAUUGCAGGACUUUUAAGCAAGUACCCUUUAGCCUAUAAAAAAUUAAGUUUAAGACUAUGAAAUAAAUGAUUCUCAAUUAAACAAAAGAGCUGUUUAAAAAAUAAAUAAAUAAUUAUUGAAAAAGACUUCAAUAGAUCUAGCUAUGCUAUUUAGGGCUCUCGAUGAUGAAAAUGCAUAAUAAAUCAAAUCAGAAAAGUUGGAAUAAUAUUUAAAAACUUAUAUUCUUUCCAAAAAUAUUAAAGAAAAUGACAUUAAAAGAUUAAUUUUUUUGCUAGACGAAGGCUGCUCUGGGUAUAUUUCUAAAUAAGAAAUGCACACAUGCCUUUCAGCCUACGGAAUAAAUUUUGAAGAUUCAGCUUCGUACUCAAGAACAAUCGAAUUAGAGGUCCUUCUGAAUUUCGCUUAUCGCUGCUCUCUAAAAGGUUUCACAGCUGAGGAUACUUAUUAAAGAAAGCUAUUGAAUCAGCGUAGCAGUAGCAUCAAAAAUCUUCUAAAAAUAAAUGAAAUUUAUAUUGAGAGUGAAGUUAUUUAAUGCAGUUUUGUUUAUAUACUUUUUUGA
This is a messenger RNA of Tetrahymena thermophila SB210, 798 nucleotides long. Its product is annotated as EF hand protein. Lineage: Eukaryota; Ciliophora; Oligohymenophorea; Hymenostomatida; Tetrahymenidae. Gene Ontology annotation, molecular function: calcium ion binding; protein binding. The record is from RefSeq and is a predicted model, not a curated record. The transcript is spliced from 2 exons.